CAUUCAUGGCCGAGCUAAAGGCUACGCCAGCACUCUCCGGCGCUUCCGUCCGGCUGCAGCAGCAGCUCUCGCGAGAGGAGAUCUCCGUGGGACUCCUCAUCGUCUUUGUUGUUCCUCGUGUGAUUUCGUGUGUUCGAUAUCGUUUAUCGCGUUGAUCGGUGACUACUUAUCAAAAAAGUACGACGAGUGUCUCCCGAUCGUUAUAUUUCGUUGAAAACAAAUUUGUGUUGUUUUAUUUAUUGUUAUCAGUGAGGACAUGUUGUCGUUAUUAAUAAAGGAAUGAAACUCGCGAUGGUGAGUGAUCGGGCGAUCGAUCGAUCGGUUGAUCGAUCGAUCGCGACGCGCCACCAGGGUGAUAUCAGGGUCGAGUAAGGCUCGACUUUAGUGCGACGAGGUAUAGAUCGAAGUAGAGAAAGGAAGAGAGAAAGGGGGAGAGAGAGAGAGAAAGGGAUAGAGGGAGAUAGGGCGAUAAGAAGGGAGGGAUAGGUGAGGCGAACAAGUGGGGUAGAAUUUAACAGGGCUUUCGUGGUGAUUUCGACGCGGAAGAAGUUGAAGGAAAAGGAAGAAGAGGACGAAGAGGAAGAAGAAGAAGAGGAAGAAGAAGAAGAGAAAGAGGAAGAGGAGGAGGAGGCUCGACGUUCGUGGUGGAGGCCUGGCUGAUGCACCGUGGCUGCGGCGGCGGCGUCGCCGGAAGCGGUGCUGCUGCUGCUGCAGGAUCCGGAAGUGCUGCUGUAUCUGCUGCUGCCGUUGUUGCUGCUGGAAAUACCAGUGGAGAUGCGACGGUAUCAGUAACACCAGAGGAACGUUCUCUGGAACAUCAUCGUCAUCCUGCUCAUCAUCAUCAUCAUCACCAUCAUCAUCACAAUCAUCAUCAUCACCCGUCGGCAAUGCCAGGUGCUCCAGGUUUUCACUGGGGUGCCAUGCUGGCAGGGCACCACGCGGCUGCCGCCGCUGGCAUGAUGCAGCCACCUCUGGCUGCGCCAGGCGAGUACGCACCGGCUGCGGCUCAUCAUCACGGGGCCACACACCCCGCGAUGCCCAUGGAUCUUCACGUUCACCAGGGCUUCCCCUACUACAGGUACCGAGACGAUGCCCUGUGUUGGACAGACAGGAAACCGUCCCUGGACGACGUCGGGAAUCCUACUUCCGUCAACGCACGAUUUGAGGAGAGACACUACGCUUUCGAAAGUAUCCUGGAACUUCGUAAAGAGAAAAGCCGAGACGCAGCGAGAUCGAGACGGGGUAAGGAGAACUUUGAGUUCUACGAGCUAGCGAAGAUGUUACCUUUGCCGGCGGCCAUUACCUCUCAACUGGACAAAGCCUCCAUUAUAAGGCUUACCAUCUCUUACCUCAAACUCCGAGACUUCUCGGGUCAUGGUGAUCCCCCAUGGAGUCGUGAUGGACCACCACCUAACAAAACUGUGAAAGGUACAAAUCGCGUGAGGUCGGCAGCAAACGCGGCGGUAGAUCAUUUCGAGGUACACCAGGGUACCCAUAUAUUACAGUCGUUGGAUGGUUUCGCGAUGGCGGUCGCUGCGGACGGAAGGUUCCUGUACAUAUCCGAGACCGUGUCGAUCUACCUAGGACUUUCGCAGGUAGAAAUGACGGGUUCGAGCGUUUUCGAUUACGUGCAUCAACAGGAUCACGCCGAGGUCGCUGAACAAUUAGGACUGGGCUUGGCUUCAUCCGCGAGCUCUUCCGGUCCGCAUUCGUCUAGUUCCGGUUUAGCUUCUCCGAGUAGUGCCGCUUCGGAGGAACAUGGCUCGUCCUCGACCGCAAAUCCAGACGUGUCUUCCUUGAUGUCGCUCUCAGCGAGCGGUCUUUAUAAAGGUUACGAUCGUGCAUUUUGUGUAAGAAUGAAAUCCACGUUAACGAAAAGAGGUUGCCAUUUUAAAUCUUCAGGUUAUAGGGUCGUACUACUACUGUGUCGUUUGAGACCACAGUACACGUUUAGUCAUACGAGAAAGACGGCCCCGCCAUUGAUGGGUAUGGUUGGCUUGGCUAUUGCACUUCCGCCACCGAGCGUACAUGAAAUCCGAUUGGAGACCGACAUGUUCGUCACUCGUAUCAACUUCGAUUUUCGGAUAGCACAUUGCGAACCAAAAGUAUCUGAAUUACUGGAUUACACGGCUGAUGAAUUAACGGGUAAAAAUUUGUAUACCUUGUGUCACGGUGAGGAUGCGAAUCGUCUUCGAAAAUCACACAUAGAUCUAAUCCACAAAGGACAAGUCUUAACGCAUUAUUACCGAUUAAUGAACAAAAGUGGAGGUUAUACGUGGUUGCAAACGUGUGCGACCGUCGUAUGUAAUUCGAAAAAUGCCGAGGAACAAAACAUCAUUUGUGUAAACUACGUAAUAAGCGGUCGUGAAUACGAAAAUCUAAUUAUGGAUUGUUGUCAACUCGAAGACGGUGUUACUGGUGUUAAACGAGAGGAUGCGACAGGAAAUGAUCCAGAAAAUGGAUCGCCUGAUGCCGACAGAGGAGAAGGACGAAGUCGUGGAGGUCCGACGAAUCAGCAUCAAGAACAUCCUCAUCGUUCUCCGCCGGAAGAUCGGGAGGACACACGGGGUUCGGAGAGCGAGAAGAGAGGCAAUAGGCAUCACGAUAGCAUGGCUCAGCUUCAACAGGAACCACAAGCAGCAAUAGGGAACAUCAGCACGUUGGUGGUGAAGUUACGUGGACACAAGCGAAAGCUUCACGAGGAGGAGAGCAGUUCGAACGAGGAGGACGAAGAGGAGGAGGUUACUGAGAAAGUGGCGAACAACGAGAGGAAUAAUCCUUUAAGCCCAACACCUUCAAAUCACUCGAUCUCUACGAGCGAACAAGUCUUGUGCGCGACGAGUCCAAAGUCUAGACGAAGUGGUGAAGGAACUGCUAGGUCUGGGACAACUGAUGUAACCGAAAAUGGUGGUGGUGGUGGGAAUAGUAAUCCUGGUAGUAACACCGGCGGAACCGACACCGGUCCUGGAAGCGUCGGUGCUGUUGGUGCUACAGCUGGGACAUCGGUGAAGGACCUGGAACAAGCGAUGUCAAAGCACCUACCUGGUACAGCAUUGAAUAAAUCUAAUUCUCCGAGUCUACACCAACCUACAGAUUUUAGUACGGAUGCCUUGUUAAAGCAACAACAGCAAAGAAGUACGAUACAAUGGAUAGGAGCACAUCAUCACCUCGGUCAUCUAAGUCCUCAACAAUCAGCGACCGCCCCAUUACCAGCCUCGGCUCUUCUUAGACAGCUCUAUGCAAAUCGGGAAAGCGUAAUACGUGCGAACGUUCACGGGAUAACGUCGGCUGGAGGUGCGAGGACACCUUCGUCGGGUGGAUCCUAUUAUGCCAGCGAGACCGGCCAAAACGGUCCUCUUCCAACGCCACCGGGUUCCGAAGGUUCAAGUACCUACGGCGAACAUCAGUUUGUUCUAACUACACAUAAUCAAAAAGCUUCGGCUGGUGGUAAUAGCUGUGGAACCGAUGCUUUUACAAGUUUGGUAUCCUCAUAUUCAACGGCAGGUGGUUACGCGGUGGAUUAUCAUUCAGCCAUGACGCCACCGUCAUCGGUCUCGCCUCGUGACAAACAACAACAGCAACAACAUCACCACCACCAUCACCAUCAACAGCAACCACAGCAGCAACAGCAACAACAACAACAACAACAACUUCACCCGGUGAAUGUAAUCAGCUCGUAUGACACCUCCUCGGCUUAUGGGGAACCUGUAUUACGUCAUCAGUAUGAACCAGCUCAACCUUUACCUCUAAAACCACAAGUCUACUCAGCGACCGUUCACCCGAGUGCCCUCGAUGCUGCGGCAGCGUACGCCUCUGCUGGUCUCGGAGAACAAGCUCAGUUUUACCAUCACCCAGCUGCGGCCGCGGCAGCCGCAGCAGCUGGCUUUCAUAUCUAUCACCCGUCUAACAAGGCAACAGCGAACAGUUGGUACGGUUCGACGUCCUAGUGGCGUCCUAGUGCUGUACGCGACACGCGUGUACUUAAAUAAUUUGAAUUUUUGAACGAAGGACAUGAUCAGACUGACGGGACUCUCUCGUAUGCAUAUCAAUCGAAGAUAACGAAUAGUCAACGUGAUCGAUUUUCUUCGCUUUAACUUUGAGUCCUUUCUUUCUACCACACACUCCCCGAACCACCAACCUCAUUUCGUUGAUAAAUCUAGCUGAUUUGUAUCGGUCAUUAUAUCGAUAUGUAUCAACGAUUAGUUGGUAGAAAAGGAACUAAAGGAAGAAAUGUCGAAAGUGUUUGUCAUCGUCGUCUUGCCCGCUCAAGGCGACGAUCGUGUUGUCAUCCUUGUCUCGCACGCCCAAGGCAACGAUCGUGCUGUGACUAUAUCGCCAUAAUACAUUUAACCCCUUGCAGCCUGACAUACUUCCAUUACAGCCUGAAUUUAAUUGUGGGGUAUUACGAGCUAUGAUAGGGGACGUACGUAUCGAUCAGAACUAGAUAAAUAGAUUCUAGUUACGCCUUGGGACUGUUUUAUCCGAAAUGAUAUUUGCUUGUGUCGAUUCGAUGACGUUAUGCUGGACUAACAAAGAAAUUAUUUCUUUCUCAAGGUGCUCUCUUUUUUCUCUCUCUCUCUCUCUCUCUUCUCUCUCCCUCUCUCUCUCUCUCUCUGUCUCUAUCUGUCUCUCUCUCUCUCUCUCUAUCUUUUUCUUCUUUGUCUACCUUUUAAAGAGACAAGAAAUCGUGCAAUAUAGGUAAGCGAGAAAAACGUCUGACUAAAAAAAAGUGCUGCAUCGUGUCAGACCGCAAAGGGUUAGUUCUUGCACGUAGGAUGCAAACUUAUUGUAAUAUAAAGAAUUAACAAGAAAAAAUAAAGAAAAUAAAAGAAAAUAAAUGAAAAGAAAUAAAAAGAAACAGUAAAACUAAAUUAUUAUCUACGUUGGAACGUAGGCCUCGAAGGGAUUACGCGCAACAAAACAAGAAGAAAUGAAUUUUGUGCCGGCAUCUAGCGUGAGUCUCUAUCAAAGUGAUUUCAAUGCGACGACGUGUGUAUGUAUCUAUGUGGUUGUUAAAAUGCAAAAUAGUGGAUAUGCAAGAGGAAGGAAAAUAAUAAAUAAAGAGAGGAAGAGGACUACCAAUAAUAAUUAAUCGUCGUUGUCGUUGAUGGUAUUGAUGGAACUAUAUUUGCAUUAUGACGAUCGUUACUCGAAUUAUUAUUAUUAUUAUUAAUAUUAUUAUUAUUAUUAUUAUUAUGGUUAUUUUUAUUAUUAUUAUUAUUAUUAUUAUUAUUAUUAUUAUUAUUAUUAUUAUAACUAUUAUUAUAAUUAUUAUUAUAUAUUAUCUACUUGUAGCAAUUUUUUUUAUACCGUAAAUCGUUUCGUUUUGCUCCUCGUACCUCGAUCGAAUGAAACUACACACGUAUGUACGCUACGUUGAUGAUAAAUUUUGGAACGAGCUCAUCGUGGUUCGUUUUAAUCGUUCAGUUUUAGAAAAAAAAAAAAUAAUAAAAUGAAAAGGAAAAGAAAAGAAAAGAAAAGAUAAGAUCUAAUUAAAAUCGCGCGGAUCGCUAUCACUCGCGAUAAUACGUGUAGAAACUCUCUCAUUGCCAAAGUACUCUGAACUCUUUCGACGAAUAAACUCUUUUCGUUUCACAUAGGGCAUAUUAUAUAUAUUAUAUAAAUAUAUAUAUAUAUAUACAUAUACAUACAUAUACAUACAUACAUACAUACUUGUACGACUUAUCGCCAUUUCUCAUUUUGUUUUUUACCUUGUAACCUUCAUUUCCGCACAUCUUAAAGUAGUUCAGUUUUCGCGAUAAGUGUAAAGUUUUCGCGGUAAUUAAGUGAUAUUAGGCUGAGCUCGAAAUAAAAAAGAAAAAUUUCCACGGCCGACGAUUUCGAGCUCCGCCGGACGGUGAAUAAAUUAAAGGAUUAAAUGAAAAUAAAAAAAAAAGAAAAGAACAAAAAAAAAGGAAAAAACAAGAAGAAAAGGAAGAAUAAUGCAUUUGUUAAGCACUUUGUCAAAUUGUUUACACGUUAAGAAUAAAUAAAGAUAUGUAUAUUUACAGGUGCUGCGCAAGCGUUGUCUUCUAUGUACUGAAUAGUUGUAAAUGUAGAUAAAAGAAGGAGACAAGUGUUGAGCACGAGAAAAAUGAAAAGAGAAUAAGAAAGGAAGAAGGAGAUACGAAAGAAAAGAAAAAAAUAACGAAAUAUAAAGAGAAACAAAAGAAAAAAAAAAGAGAUUAUUCCAAAAAAUGUUUGGGAUGUAAUCUCUCUAGGAGAACGUUCUAUUUUAUCGAAUAACGUUUUUAAUCGGUAGUUCCCGACGAGGAGUGCACUGUGUAUAAAUAGAGCCUGCGCUCUCUGCAAUAUUGUGUUAUAUAUUUCUACCCAUCGUUUUUCCGAAGUUUUUACAAAUUCUGUUUCUAUUAGAAAAUCAGCCCAUGUAAAAGGAAAACACGAUUUGUGAAAUAUACCUUUAAACGCCUGAAG
Molecule: messenger RNA, 6435 nt
Organism: Vespula pensylvanica (western yellowjacket)
Lineage: Eukaryota; Metazoa; Arthropoda; Insecta; Hymenoptera; Vespidae
Product: protein trachealess
Exons: 14
Coding region: 660-3947 (1095 amino acids)
Biological process (GO): regulation of transcription by RNA polymerase II
Molecular function (GO): RNA polymerase II transcription regulatory region sequence-specific DNA binding; DNA-binding transcription factor activity, RNA polymerase II-specific; protein dimerization activity
Source: RefSeq, a predicted model, not a curated record